Messenger RNA from Acanthoscelides obtectus, 219 nucleotides. The record is from the annotation of a GenBank genome assembly. Lineage: Eukaryota; Metazoa; Arthropoda; Insecta; Coleoptera; Chrysomelidae.
AUGUAUUACAUAUGUCCACAGGUGGUGGAGUUUUGAUUGCAGUUAGAGAUUCAAUCAAUGUCAUACAUGUUAAUACCUCGUUUUUUCAAUGAUAGUUUCCCAUGUAUUGAUUUAUUGUGUUGUAAGUGCUACAUUUCUCAAGUCACAUUCUACGUAAUUGCAUUGUAUAUCCCCCCAGCUUAACCCUCACUUUGUUCACUUUUUUGAGGCUUUAGAAGA